This is a messenger RNA of Gasterosteus aculeatus aculeatus (three-spined stickleback), 3704 nucleotides long. It is a transcript of the gene acsl3a, whose product is annotated as acyl-CoA synthetase long chain family member 3a. Gene Ontology annotation, biological process: neuron differentiation; long-chain fatty-acyl-CoA metabolic process; long-chain fatty acid metabolic process. Lineage: Eukaryota; Metazoa; Chordata; Actinopteri; Perciformes; Gasterosteidae. Gene Ontology annotation, cellular component: lipid droplet; plasma membrane; endoplasmic reticulum. Gene Ontology annotation, molecular function: long-chain fatty acid-CoA ligase activity. The record is from RefSeq and is a predicted model, not a curated record.
CUCGCGCGGAUGAGAGCCGGCUGGAUGUCGGGACUCGACUCUGUCCGGAUGAACUGAGUGCUGACUGGAAGUGGGCCGAGACAAAGAUUACUGAACGCCGCCGCCUCGAACUGUCCGGACACAGACGCCAUUGUCCUCGUGGACCUGUUGGCGUUUCAUCAAGCCGAGCUCUCUGAUAGAAAGCGAGGACGAGGACACGGGGGACGGACGUCAAGACACCAAGACACCAACGUCUUCACAGCUCCACCGAGAUGAAGCAGAAGGAGGACCUGAACCCCGUGCUGGUGCUCCUCUUCCACCUCGCGGUGUGGAUCUACACCGCCGUCACCUUCCUGCCCUCCUACAUCCUCAGCCGGGUCCCGGGACCCGACGGGGGACGCUACGGCUCCGAGGAACAGCGGGCCAAGACGGCGAAGGCCCGCUCGGCGCCGGGACGCCCCGAGGGCCCCUACCGAGCGGUGGGCGCCGCCAAGAGGCUGGCGACGUCGCUGCACCCGGGGGUGGACACCCUGGACAAGAUGUUCGAGUACGCGGCCACGAGGUUCCCCCGCAGGGACUGUCUGGGGACGAGGGAGGUGGUCAGCGAGGAGGACGAGUGCCAGGGCAACGGGAAGGUGUUCAAGAAGGUGGUUCUGGGGGAGUACCGCUGGCUCUGCUAUGAGGAAGUCCUCACAGCGGCCUCCCAGCUGGGCGGCGGCCUGGCGUCACUCGGCCAGCGGCCCAAAAACAACGUGGCCAUCUUCUGCGAGACGCGAGCCGAGUGGAUCGUCGCCGCGCAGGCGUGUUUCAUGUGCAACUUCCCCUUGGUCACCCUUUACUCCACACUGGGAGGUCCGGCCAUCGCCCACGGCCUGAACGAGACUCAGGUCACGCACAUCAUCACCAGCAGAGAGCUCCUGGAGACCAGACUCAAGCCCAUCCUAAUUGAAGUCCCGCGGCUGCAGCACAUCAUUGUAGUGGACGGCGCACCGACCUCGUGGCCCGGUUAUCCCCGCGGCAUCAGCGUCCACAACAUGGCGGCUGUUCAGAAGCUGGGAGCCAGGCCUGAGAACGCACGUUAUCGCGAUGCGCCGCUGCCCUCGGACAUCGCGGUCAUCAUGUACACCAGCGGAUCCACGGGCGUACCGAAGGGUGUCAUGAUCUCCCACAGCAACGUCAUCGCCGGCAUCACGGGCAUGGCCGAGAGGAUACCCAACCUGAGCGAGGACGACACGUACAUCGGAUACCUGCCCCUCGCCCACGUGCUGGAGCUCAGUGCCGAGCUGGUGUGCGUCGCUUACGGCUGCAGGAUCGGCUACUCCUCACCUCAGACUCUAGCCGACCAGUCAACCAAGAUCAAGAAAGGAAGCAAGGGAGACACCAGCGCCCUGCGGCCCACCCUGAUGGCAGCCGUCCCGGAGAUAAUGGACCGCAUCUACAAGAACGUGAUGACCAAGGUGGAGGAGAUGAGCCGCGUCCAGAGAACGCUCUUCACUCUGGCGUACAACUACAAGCUGGAGCAGCUGGCCAAAGGAAACGGCACCCCGCUGUGCGACAGGCUGGUGUUCGGGAAAGUGCGCUCUCUGCUGGGGGGUCGGACGCGAGUGCUGUUGUCGGGCGGCGCGCCGCUCUCCGCCGCCACGCAGCGCUUCAUGAACGUGUGUUUCUGCUGCCCGGUGGGUCAGGGGUACGGCCUGACGGAGACCUGCGGAGCCGGGACCAUCAGCGAACUCUGGGAUUACAGCACUGGGAGAGUAGGCGGGCCACUGGUUUGCUGUGAGAUCAAACUCAAAGACUGGGUGGAAGGUGGUUACCGUAAAACCGACAGGCCACAUCCCAGAGGGGAGAUCCUGAUUGGCGGGCCCAACGUCACCAUGGGAUACUACAAGAACGAGGCGAAAAACCAAGAAGACUUCUUCGCCGACGAGAACGGCCAGAGGUGGUUCUGCACCGGAGACAUCGGAGAGUUUCACCGCGAUGGCUGCCUCAAGAUCAUCGAUCGUAAGAAGGACCUGGUGAAGUUGCAGGCGGGAGAGUACGUCUCUCUGGGGAAGGUGGAGGCCAUGUUGAAGAACUGCCCUCUGGUCGACAACAUCUGUGCCUACGCCAACAGCAAUGAGGCGUACGUGGUCGGCUUCGUGGUGCCCAAUCAGAAGCAGCUGUCGGCUCUGGCCGAGCAGUACGGCAUCCGAGGCUCCACCGAGGAGCUGUGCGCCAGCGAAGCUGUGGAGGAGCUGGUCCUCAAGGUCAUCACAGAGGCCGCCCUGGCAGCCCAGCUGGAGCGCUUCGAGAUCCCCCGCAAGAUCUGCCUGAGCGCCGACCCGUGGACCCCCGAGACGGGGCUGGUGACCGACGCCUUCAAGCUCAAGCGGCAGGAGCUGAAGACGCGCUACCGAGACGACAUCCAGAGGAUGUACGGCGGGAAGUGACGGCGAGGAUCGGCGGCAAUUGGUCCUUUUGGUUCCCAAAGCACAGACCAGCACUCUGAACUAUCCCUGCUGCCCUCUCACUGCCCCCCCCCCCCACCCCCGCUCCUCCUACUUGCCCCGCGAACACAAGAGACCUGAAUCUGUGAUGAAUACCAAGAAAAACACUUCUGCCCCCCCCACCCCUCCCUCCUUUUUUUCCAUUAGCCCAGGUGUACGACCUCUUUGUGGGGGGGGAUUCUUUAUUGUUCCAGAUGUGAGUUAUGAAACAGCUGGUGAUGUCUGUUGAACUCCUUCUAGGGGCCAAAGCGAGAGGCUCCGGUUGGCGGACAUGUUGCUUGGCGCCGAUUGUGACAUUAGAUCGGUUAAAUCUCUCCUCCAGUUCAUCUGCUUCUUUUAACGUGAAGGUUUGAGAUUUCCUUCUUCCUGCAGGUCAGGAGACGUCCAGUCAAGUCCUCUGUGUUCCUUCUAUUUGUCCACAUGUUUUGAGUUUUUGUCUCCCACCCACAGUCGGGACGUUGACUCCCACGGUGGCGGGACGCGUCUCCCAUCGGCACAUCUCGAUACCAAAAAGCACAAAGCCAGAGCCGGUUGGUAAGGAAAUUACUACCGAGGUCAUGAGUCAUCAACAUUAAGGCCGCGACAAAUGGAACCUAAUAUUCUUACUUAAAAAGAAAAGAAACAACGAUGCUCUGUUGUUUAGUCUAUUGCAUUUUCCUACAGUGACAUACUUUUUGUAUGUGCAUAAAAAGGCGCACGUUUUACAGACCAAAUGACUGUGUAACAUUUGAUAAAUCCCAGUGCAACAUGAAAAUGGAUCAUGAUUACGGGAUAAACACAUAGAGCGGGUUUGGAACAAAUGACGAGGGUUACUUAUGGACAUCGUCCCUCACGUGUGACACCUGCUGACUUCACUCUCGUGACUCAUGAGUCACGCAUCUGCCAUUCCUUUCCAGCCACACGCACACACACGUAUGUGGAGCUGUGGUACGCAGAGGAAACACGUGUUCAGCCUCUUUUGUGACUCCAGCUUCAGUGACUGGUUUUAUUUUUGUGCCGAGAGUCAACCUUGUAACAGACGUGUAUCCAACUAUUUAUUUGCUAUUUGAAAAAUUACCCAAAUUGAAGUAAAUAAAGAUUGUGUUCGGUCUACAUGCAGGAGUGUUUUUAUUGUUAUGGAGCAUAAAUAUAACGUAAGUGGACUUAAUUGAAUCUGGAUGUGGAAUUUGUGCGACUAAAGUAUGUUUAUUCAUAUGUGCAGUUCGAAUAAAGGAAAUCAGUGAUUCAACCCGUAUGGAA